AAUCAAUGGUUUCUUUCCAAAUUACUUUACAAACGGUAGUAAUAGCGAUGAGUUAACAUCAGCUGCUGAGACAUUUUCAUAGUUUCUCGAGUUCAGGGGGCGCUGCAAUUGAUUUUUUUCUUCCAUGAGUGGGAACUCUGAAAUUCAGACUUCCCAGUGCAACCCCAACGCAGCUCAACUGUACGUGUUAGAACUCGCUACAAAAAGAAACAUCCGGUGCAAGAUAAAGUAACGUUUACUUCACGAUGUCAGGCUUAGUUCCAGAAGGUUCCGCUGCUGGGUCAAGCAACAAGCGUUUGCAGCAGACCCAAGCCCAGGUUGAUGAGGUGGUGGAUAUUAUGCGCGUGAAUGUGGACAAAGUGCUGGAACGUGACCAGAAAUUAUCCGAAUUGGAUGACAGAGCAGACGCACUCCAAGCUGGAGCAUCCCAGUUUGAGACCAGUGCUGCCAAACUGAAGAGGAAGUACUGGUGGAAAAACUGCAAGAUGUGGGCCAUCCUGAUAGCAGUCGUACUGAUUAUCAUUGUCAUCAUUAUUAUUUGGUCAAGAGCAUAAAACGGCAUCAGUAAGAGGAAGAAAGGAGCAAAGAGGAGAUUAGCAACUUGCAUCGUUGAGAGGCAUAGAGACAGAGGUCACAAUCAUAUUUAGUGGCUUCUCAGUUCCGCAUUAUCUUCUUUGGAAGGGGGAGGGCGUCUUCAUUCCUUGUCCCGCGUGUGUACUGAGAUGUUCCUCAGUAAAGGUAAUGGGCUAACUACAAGCCAUUCUUAUGCAGUGCCACAUACCAAAGACACAUAAACAAAUAAUUCAAUAAUUGAACUGAAACUAAAACCCCAUGUCACUUGUUGGAAACAAAACUAUGCUGCCUUGUUGUAAAUUAUUACAAAACAUACCCCAUUGUCCUUCUCUACGACACAAAAUAAGAUGCCUUGUUGUGAACUCCUCUUGCAUUUUGUUUUUGUGUUUGCUAAAAAGCCUACAAAGUGUGUGCCAAGCUAAGAGACGUGCCAUCAGAAAGACUUAAAACAUUUUCCUCGAAACUGUAUUGUGCCUACCACUGAAGCAAAUUCAGCAUUUUUCACCUGAGAAAGAGCACUCCGAUACUGUUUUUUGCUUCUGCCUGACUUCAAAAGACAUAGAUCUGUUUGAUUGUAUGAUCAUGUGACCCAAUGCCUUAACUUAUUUAUACACAUGGCUGAGGGCUUUUGUACUCGGUUGUUCGGUAGCUAGAAAAAUGUACUUUAUUAAUUCCUUUACGGAAAUAUCAUUUAUAGUGAAUUCAAUUGUGACUAGAUGAAAUAAUUAAACUGGUCAAUUUUUAUCAAAGAUAUCUGAGGAGGAACACGUAUGUCUCAGUUCAUGAUGUUCUGUCCAUUUACAUCAUUGUCUCAGGAAUGACUUGGUGUACAGUUAGAGCUCAUUUGUGCUCUAAUUUGGAUAAAUGUCUACAGCAGGGAUGGGGAAUCUACUACCACAAUAGCACUCAAUACAACUAUUAAAAUGUUUAGAACCGGUUCCAGAGCACAAGGUAACUGUGAUGUCAGCUGAUGGCAUCUAAUCCACAAAUGAUGAUACACCACAAUAAACACAUUACUUUGCAAGAGUUCCAUAUGUCCCCCGAAGGGCUUUAUAGAAAAUGAUUAUAAGAAGGUUGUGUACCCUCUCCGUUAGUGUCAGGCCAAUGGAUAGACACAUUGUCAUAAGUCAGUCUAAAUGUCUGCGCCUCUUCCACCCAAUGAUGUAUACCGGUAAUUAUCUUCCUGAUGGAGUCAGCUGUGCCUCCUGAAUGCACCCAAACAUACUGUGCAGCUAACUUGCUUAAAUAACUUACAUGAGUGUGGAAAUUACACUGAUGUAUCCCAUCCGAAUCAAGUGCACGCAUGUGUAAUGUCAUUUUUUUGAGCUAUGGUUUUUGAAACUAAUGUAUGUGGAACUAAUCUUCAGUGGGGUUUUUGUGUGUAUGUGCGCUGCUGCAAAACAUUGUAGCUUGUUGAAAUUUGUAGAAAAACUUAGUUCGGGGAAUGACGGUGUGAGAAUUACAUGUACUGUGCCAACACUGGAUGAUUGCAUACCCUGCUGUUGCUUCUAUCUUAUUAAAAUGUGUAAGUAAA
Molecule: messenger RNA, 2107 nt
Organism: Hippocampus zosterae (dwarf seahorse)
Lineage: Eukaryota; Metazoa; Chordata; Actinopteri; Syngnathiformes; Syngnathidae
Gene: vamp3
Product: vesicle-associated membrane protein 3 (cellubrevin)
Exons: 5
Coding region: 246-554 (102 amino acids)
Biological process (GO): vesicle-mediated transport; SNARE complex assembly; vesicle fusion
Cellular component (GO): SNARE complex; plasma membrane
Molecular function (GO): syntaxin-1 binding; SNAP receptor activity
Source: RefSeq, a predicted model, not a curated record